Messenger RNA from Drosophila gunungcola (fruit fly), 6078 nucleotides. Its product is annotated as protein split ends. Lineage: Eukaryota; Metazoa; Arthropoda; Insecta; Diptera; Drosophilidae. The record is from RefSeq and is a predicted model, not a curated record.
CAGAAAAUGAAAACAUAUCGAAAGCAAACAUAUACAUACAAAAUUCAUUGAUUUUGUCAACGUAAAACAUAUAGCGCACGGCAUAUAGCAACUCCAAUUGGAAUACCCCAGUGAAGUUAAUCGAAUUAGAAACGCUGGAGCGGAGCGGCAAGUGUGCGGCGGCAAUGCGAACGGACUGAAUUUGGAAGCCCCGUAGCGAAGGCUUUUCACCUGGGCCGCUGUCCAAUCAGAACGCUGCUCCCAAUCAGAAGUGGCAGGUGGCGAGGGCGGGGGGCGCGACCGAAAAAUCCCGAUACGGGGGGCACGGUAGUGUUGUGUUGUUGUUGUCGUUGUCGUUGUUGUUGUGUGGAAAGGAUAGGAAAUCCAAAACCAAGCGAGUGGUAAUGGAAAAAUGACCAGCAGCAGCAGGAGCACGGACCACUAGCUAAUACGGAUACGGCCGUAAAAUGCCCCGGAACACUUGCAGGCCAAGUGAAUGCGCAGCAGCUAGCCAGGAUCAGCAACAGCAACAGCAUCAGCAUCAGCCGGAGGCGAAUGCGAGCAAUAACAACAAUAACAAUAACAUCAAGCAGGAACUGGAGGCGGCUCCGCCGGUUUGCCACCGGAAAUCGGAGCGCCGGAGAGUGGCACGCGACAUCUUUCUGGUCUUCGAGGAGCAGACCACCCGUCGCCGGGGGAAGGGGGCGCGGGGCAAGGCGACCAGGGCCAAGCAAAAGUUCGGACACCUGAAGGUGGCCAAUACGCCGCGCAUCAACAAGAAUGUGCUGCGCGAGAUCAAAACGGAACCAAAGUGCAGCGCGGAUGCAGUGGCUGCUCCCAUCGCAGCCAUCCCAGCUAUACCCGCCAUCACACCCAUUCCCGCACACACGAAUCCCAAAGCGGCGCCUCCGCAUCCUCAACUGGCGGAGGAGCAGCCGCCAGCAGCCAAAUCAUUGCCGCGUGCGUCAGCCGUGAAAUUGGAAACCAAAACAACAGUCUCAGCACCCAAGCGGAUAAGUCCCAAGCCCAAGGCUACCGGCGCUCGGGAGGAGCAGAAGCUGGAGGAGAAGAAGGUGGUGUCGGUGGCAGCAACUCCUGCCCCACAACCAUUAGUUCCCAUUCCCAUUACCGGUACCGUGCCCGCACCCACCACAUCGCCGACGACGCCCAGCGUCAAUCCCAUCUUCCUGUGGGUCAAACAGGACGACACACGCAUCGUGGAGGUGCGCUGCGAGGACUACGACAAGCGGAACAGGAUACGCCUGACCAAGACGACGAAUGGCUGGCGCUCCAUGCCGCGCACAGAUGCUUCCUCAACUAGGAUAGUCAAAUUCUUCCAUGGCUCCGCAGCGCCCCUAAUGAAGGUCAAGCGGGAGCAGCACCUGCAGCGACUGGAGGAGGACGAGGACCACAUGCAGAUGCAGAUGCAGCAUCACCAGGAGCUCGAACAGCUAGAGGAUCACGAGCGGGAGCGGGAACAGGUGCAGGAGCAGGAGCAGGACCAAGCGGAGCAGCAACUGCCCUCCAUGGCGCAGAGUCUGCUGCACGAUUGGGAUGACAGUGCCACGCAAUUGCCAGAUGAAAUCGAAGAUGGAGAGGAGGAUCAAGAUCAGGAUCAGGAGGAGUUGCAGUUGGAGCAGCAAGCCAAUCCCACAGCACAUCAGAAUGGCCACCUGACCACCGUGCUCGAGGAUGUGGUGGUGCUGCCACCUGUCCAAGAGCCCUGUUUCGAUGGUCUCAUGGACAGCGAGGAGACGAAUGCCUCGACCAAGGCCACCAAGACCAACACGCCCACAUAUCAGAGCUCCACGCCAUCGCCACUGCAAAUGCAGCUGUGUCCCAAGACGGGUCUGUUCCUGCCCAAGGGAGAUCUUGCCCUGGUCCAGCUGCCCGAGGAAGAUGUUCAUCUUCCGGAGGAGGAUGAGGAUGAGGACGUGGAGGAGGAGGAGUCGGAGGAGGACAAGCCAAUGACCGGAACGGAGCAUGUAGAGUGUUUCGAUGCCAAUGCCAAGAAUCUGAAAGAUCUGCUCGACGAUGCCGACGAUCUGCUCCAGAAUUGCAGCAGUGACAACGGCAGCAGUGGGGCGGAUCUGCUCGACUCGCUGGUCAAGCGCAGCUGCGAGGAUAAUCUCGUCCAGGAGAGCAGCACCGGCAGUACCGGGAACAAUCCGCAGAACUCCUCCUCGUCCGGCGACGAACUUAGCUCCUUCUGUGUGCCCGAUCUCGACAAGGACCUGCCCAGCAUUCUCAACAUGGACAGCGACGAUGCGCCCAAGUGUCUGUCCUUCAACGAGGCCGGCGAGAUCGAGGGACUGAACGGAGAGCUCUUCCUGGGCAUCGAGGCCUUCGAGAAGCAGCAGGAGACGGUGGCCACCGAGCCGGAGCCCCAACCGCCCACACCGGCCACCGUGGAACUGACCCAAACGCCCACGCCUACGCCGACGCCGGAAAAGGAGAAGGAGAAGGAUAAAUCCGGUGCCGGAGCGGACGAGACGCCCAAGGAUCUGAGCUACAAGAAGCGCGAGGAGGUGUGUCCGCCCUCGGAAUCGCGCAGUCAGUGUGCGGUGACCUCCAGCUCGGACAUACUCAAAUCUCCGGACCGCGACCUCCAGUUGCCGGCCAACUCCAUACCUGCCGAGGUGGAGACCACCUCGGAAACCAUUAAAAAUCUCAUCCUGGAGCAGUUCCUCAAGCUGAACAACAAUCCCCAGCAGGCGGAGCCCAUGGAUUUGGGCAAGGCGGGUCGCGACGGCAAACUGGAAACGGUGGUCAUCGACGACGAGGAGGAUGAGGAGGAGGAGUCCAGUCAGCCGCUGAAGAAGCGGCCCAAGGCCAGCAUCAAGAUGGACAAGGAUCCGGACGCGCUCACCCAGCUGAAGAUGCUGAUCAGCAAUCCGCAGUGGAAGGUGCCCGACCCCAUUCUCGUGCCCAAGGAUCGCCUGGGCGCGGUGUUGGCCUCGCCGGCGCGAGAGAUUCCCCUGCUGCUGACCACACGGCCGGAGCUGCGUCUUCCCGAGGCCUUUGCCUAUCCGGAGAUCAUCCAGAAUCCCAACAUUCUGGUGGUCACCAUGGAGCAGCUGGAGGCCAUCCUCCAAACCGAGUCGGAGCAGGCGGCCAAGGCAAGCAAGGCGACCAAGGACCCCGAUCCGGUGAUCGUGGUGCCCAGCAAGCCGCGCAGUCCCAGUCCCAAGCAGGCACUGCCCAAACCCGUGCUGGCCCAGCCGAAACCACCGGCAGUUGCUCCUCCGGUGGCCCCCACUCCGCCCUCGCCGGCCGACAGCAGCCUCUCCACGGAUCUGAAUGCCACCACACUGGCGCUGUUGCAGCAGAUGCUGUGGCUUCCCUACUUUGGCCAGCUGUCGCAGGAGUUCUUCAAGACCAUCAAGGAUCCGCUGGGACUGCAGCGGAAGUUCAUGAGCAAUCUGCUGCCCCUGUACAACAGCCAGUUUGGACUGCAGCAUCUGGACGAGCUGUAUAAACAUUGUAUGAAGCAAAAGCCGGCGGAGGAGCAGCAGCCGCAGCAGCAGCAGCAGCCCAAGGUUCCCACUCCAGUGGCAGCUCCUCUUCCUCCUCCUCCUCCUGCGCCUUCGCAUCCUCCUCCGCAUCAAAGCACGGCCAGCGGAUCGAACGCUUUCAAUGGCUUCUCCAAUCCCGUCGAACUGGCCCUCAUGCAGAAGCUUCUGCAGCCGCAAUUGCCGCAGUUCCUCAACUGGGAGGCCGCCAAGGAGGCCGCCUCAUCAUCAGCCACAUCCUCGGCCACCUCGCAUCAUCCUCAUCAUCAGGAGCACAAGCGGCCGCGAAGGGAACCGGAAAGCAAGCCACCAUCCGGUCCAAGCACAUCUGCUGCUCCACCCGCCACUGCUGCCGUUGCUGCUGCUGCUGCUGCUCCGGUGGCCAACACUCCUGCUGCUCCGGCGCCAGCGCCAGCGCCGGCGGAGCACAAACCCAGACUGACCAUUAAAUCGCUCUCGAAUCUGCUGGAACCGGAGGCGAACGUGGUGCCCCUGCUGAACGUGCCGUUCGACGGCAUGCGAGGACGUCCCUCCCUGCACAAGUCGGCGCCGGAUCAGGUGAAGGUGGACGCCGGCACCGGACGCACUCUGCGCUCCAGCAAGGCCUGCGUCACCUACAAUCCCCUCGAGCAGGCCAAACAGCAGCUGCACCCAGUGGCCGGAUCCCAGCAGCAGCGGAAGCGGGGCAACAUGCUCGCCCAGGAUGUCCAGCAGCAACAGCAGCAGCAGCACCAACAACAACAGUUCGCGGAUGCGGCGGCGGCAGCCGGAAUGGAUGCCAACUCAGCGCUGUGGCAUCCCCUAUUCGGAAGCAAUCCCAAGCAGGGCUACAAUAGUCCUUGGCAGUGGACCACGGUGACGGCCUCUGGCGAAUGACAGUCAAGCCGGGCUCACAAGGAGCCAGCACCUGCAACGGGAACAAGAACGGCCAUCUACGAGGAGCAGCAACAGCAGCAGCAACUUCAGCAGCAACAGCAGCAGCAGCAGCAGCAGGACUACAGCAACUACCAUGCCUCGGCCAAACAGCAGCAGCAGCAGCAACAGCAACCACAACUUCCAGCAGCCAACAAUCAAAAUCACAGCAACAAUAGUAGCAAUAAAUUUUGUUAUCCUACGGCGGCGGCCAUGGAGAAUAUGUCAAACAAUCAGAUGGCGGCCGCCGCCGCCGCACGUGAAUCGCUGCUAAAUUCAUAUCUGUAUCAGAAAGAAAGCGAUCCCAGCAAUUAUAUCUCGGAGCAGAGCUACUGGCAGCAGCAUCAGCAACAGCAGCAACACCAACAGCAGCAGCAGCAGCAACACCAACAGCAUCAGCAACAACAGCAUCAACAGCAACAGCAUCAACAGCAACAGCAACACCAGCAGCAACACCAGCAGCAACAUAAACAUCUCCAGCAACAGUGGAGCGGUAAUAAUGGCGGCAGCAGCAGCAGCAACAACCAAAGGAGCAACAACUAUGCCAACAACUAUGCGGCGGCAGCAGCAGCCUCCAUGUACAUGCAACACUUCAAUCCCUACAUGCAACAGAAGGCGGCACUGCUGGCGGAGAAGGCCGCCCAGGCGGCGGCAGCAGCGGCGGCGGUCCAAAACAGCAGCAACAACAACAACAACAACGGGAGCAACAAGCACGGACGCUUCGUUGGCGACUACGGCUAGAGUCCACUGGGAUCAGCGUUCUACUAACCGGAACCGGAUCAAAAAAAACACUUGCAUAUUAACAUAAACAUAUAGGCAUAUAUAACACUUACGUGUAAUAAUAACUAUAUAUUUAGAGGCAUCGUAUAGGCCGUUUUACCGCCAGGAAUUGGUAAAGGAUAAACCAAGAUUUUCCUUUAAUUUAAUACACAGGAACAGCAACAACAAGGUAACCGGAAAGCAACAACAAUAAUUUAUAAACAACAAACAAGGAGAAAAACAAAAACAGAAAACCACAAAAAAAAAAAACACAAAACUUAAAUUGAAUUAGUAAAAAUUUGUUAUUGGUAGUUUGUUAACAAAAAAAGGAAAAACAAAGAUGAAAAGAGAAAAACGAAAAACAAAAAAAAACACGAAAAGUAAACAAAAAAUAAUGUAGUAGAGCGAUGAGAAAGCGGAAGGCAAAAGAAAAAACCUAAUUAUUGUAUUAUUGUUAACCAAAAUCUAUUAUUAUUAUUAUUAUCUCAAGCUGCGUUAUAUUAUUAUUAUUAACUCGUGUGUCUGUAUAUAGCGUUUUUAUCUAGAUGUAUUACACUUAGUGAUCCCUGAACCCCAUCCCCAGAUCCCACUCCAUCAAUCCUUCUUAUCGCCAGGACAAUCCUCGGACCCCCAGACCCUCACAAAAAAAAAAAAAAAAAACCAAAAGAAACGAAAAACCGCAGCGCUAAAAGGCAAACAACCAAUUUUGUAUUCAUUCCGAAAUGUGUUUUCUUUUUGUUUUUACUAGUUAUUACGCUGAUUAUUUAUGAACACGAUGGAAAUGAAAAUGGAAAUCCCUAACAUGUGCAAUCUAACAUUUAUGUUCUAGAUACAAAAACCAAACACAAGAAUCACAAAACUUAUUAACGCGAAAAUGGCAAAGCAAACAGCAUGAAAAUGCAAAUGAAAAUGAAAA